Megalopta genalis is the source of this 4432-nucleotide messenger RNA. It is a transcript of the gene Dop1, whose product is annotated as dopamine receptor, D1. Gene Ontology annotation, molecular function: octopamine receptor activity. Lineage: Eukaryota; Metazoa; Arthropoda; Insecta; Hymenoptera; Halictidae. The record is from RefSeq and is a predicted model, not a curated record. Gene Ontology annotation, biological process: adenylate cyclase-activating adrenergic receptor signaling pathway; positive regulation of MAPK cascade. Gene Ontology annotation, cellular component: plasma membrane.
GUGCUCGGGGUGCGGAAGAGUCAGUGCGCGGCGAGGCGCGCCAGCUGCCGCACGUCAUGAUUCUACCCCAGAAUAAUGUGACAGAAGGGGAAGAAGAAGAUCUGCCUGAAGACGCUUCCUCGCUGUUGUCGGUGCUUCUAGUUGGUUUCCUCUUCCUGGUAUUGAUAUUUUUAUCCGUCGCGGGCAACAUCCUCGUCUGCGUGGCCAUUUACACGGACCGUGGGCUACGGAGGAUAGGGAAUCUGUUCCUCGCGUCCCUCGCGAUCGCCGAUCUGUUCGUCGGCUGUCUGGUGAUGACGUUCGCCGGGGUCAACGAUCUCCUCGGAUAUUGGAUGUUCGGCCCGCGGUUCUGCGACACUUGGAUCGCGUUCGAUGUUAUGUGCAGCACUGCCUCCAUUUUGAAUCUAUGCGCGAUAUCCCUCGACCGUUACAUCCAUAUCAAGGACCCCCUCAGAUACGGUCGUUGGGUGACCAGGAGAGUGGCGGUCGCCGGGAUCAUGAUCGUGUGGCUGCUCGCAGCACUCAUAUCCUUUGUACCGAUUAGCCUAGGCCUUCACCGGGCAGGAGAAGAAGAAGCCAUAGUUUACGAUGACGGCCCUGAGGAAAACCCUACGUGCGCCUUAGACCUUACACCCACCUACGCGGUCGUCUCCUCUUCCAUAUCUUUUUACGUGCCCUGCAUCGUAAUGCUGGGAAUUUAUUGCAGGCUCUAUUGUUACGCGCAGAAACACGUGAAAAGCAUCCGGGCAGUGACGAAGCUGCCGGACACAUCAAUGGCCAAGAGCUUUCGCGGGAAGAGCACCCGCAACAAGCCGCCGAAACCGCCAACUAAAACGAAGCCGACGAGCCCUUAUCACGUGUCCGAUCACAAGGCCGCCAUCACCGUAGGCGUAAUUAUGGGUGUUUUCUUAAUUUGCUGGGUACCCUUUUUCUGCGUCAACAUCGUCGCCGCGUAUUGCAAGACCUGCAUAUCAGUCCGAGCGUUCCAAGUACUCACUUGGCUCGGCUACAGCAACUCGGCCUUCAACCCGAUCAUCUACAGCAUAUUUAACACAGAGUUCCGGGAAGCGUUCAAGAGGAUCCUGACGAAAGGUGCACGCGCCCGAGGGAACCAACCGUCGACCAGCGAGUGCGGCGAGUUUCGAUCGGUGGUGGUGCAGAAACGGAACGGAUCCAUGAUCGAGUGUAACAUUAGUCCGAGAUCGAGCGCGGACAGCUGUCAGGUCAAAUCUAAGAGACAACGGACACGCCAACAAACGAACAACGUUUGUCGUUUUAAUCGAUCGAACGAGACAUUCGAAGAUUUGCUAUGAUUCGUCGAAACGCGGGGAACGUUGUUGAACUUUUUGUCCGAGUUCUCGCUGCUAAAAGCUAAAAUACAAGCUUUUCCUGGCUCGGAAAAUGCCGUCGGGGGAAGAAGAGAAAAUGAUCUAGGUAAACAAAUGUUGCUCACUCUGCGUAGAAUUAGGCGGUGACCACUUGGCUCCCGAUGGAGUUGGAGCAGUUCGCGCCCGAAUCGCGGCCAAUUUGCGCCCAUACCUGCUCCGAUGCAAUAAUGACGCAUAUCGAUCAAUUGGAUAUUGGAGCGUUUAUGUUGGUAGGCUCCUCUCUCUCUUAUUGUUUCAAUUCAUCGAGAAAAGUUCGACGCGACCGAUCUCUUCGUUUCGACGGUACCGGCGCCGCUAGUCAUGGCUCAGAACGCGAGGACGACCAACACGGCGUAAAGAAUUUGCGAUUUUUUUACUGGCUAUUUUUUAAGCGGAAACGGUGAACGGUGAACGGUGAACGGCGAACGGAAGCGGAACCCGACGACCAUGGACAGUGGUAAAUUAACGGGGGGUAGAGAAAAGCAAUGAGAAGAACGAGAAAAAGAAAAAAAAAAGAAAAGAACAAGAGAACAAUGAAAGACAAUCACCAAAAGGUAGUUCAAAACAUAUCCACGAGACAUAAUCCACCCACGAUAUAAGGAAACAAAACUAAAUGGAUAAGCGCGGAGACUGGAGAGGACACCGAAGUUCCGACAAAAAUGAAAACACGGGGGCUCGUAUUGGUAGAACGGAGAAUUCGAGCGAUUAGUAUCUUUAGAGCGUACGUUCUCGUAAAGCAAUUGUAAUUAAACAGAAAUCAUGUUGAUAUAGAGCGUGUAUCUACGACCGUAAACUAAACAAAGCUGGAUGUUACGCGAAGCACUAAAAACAUAGUAACGUCUGUCGAAAAAAUCGUAGCUUAUUAGUGUUAGGAUCGCGGUGGAACCCGCACAGAUUCAUUUUCCAUCUUGUAAAUAGUCAUUUAUUUAUUUUUCUAUAUUUGACGGGAGCGACACCAAGACGAGAAAAGAGACGAUCCGUCUCGCGUGUAAUUUUACGCGUUCCAAAGCGAUUGCUUCGUUUAGGACCCGUCGAAUCUGAACUCGAAUCUGCGUCUCGCAUAUCCGAACGAACAAAGAAACGCUCGCGAAAACGCGGCGAGUCUCUUCCACGCAUCUAUAUCAGCGACAAGAAGUGCACUGUAUUCCGACUAGAGAGAGCGAGAGAAUGGGAGAAAGAGAGAGAAUGGGAGAAAGAGAGAGAGAGAGAGAGAGAGAGAGAGAGAGAGAGAGAGAGUUCCGGUAUUAAAGAACAAACGAACAAGAAUACGCAGAAUGCGGCAUUUUAAUCGUAACACCCACGUAUCUCUGCGAUUUUUCAUAUUAUCUUCAAACGUAAAUAUAUCAAGAUUGAAGUCGUCAUUUAUGUUCCGUAAGGCUAUCGACAAUUUAUGACAAAAAAAAUGAUGGAGAUACGUAAAUGUUCUCGUCCGAAUGUCGCAUCCUGUACAAACAUGUGUCUAUAUAUAUAUAUAUCGAUGCUAUAUAUAUAGUAUAUUCUAUCUGCAGCAAAUUAAAAAGACCAGAAAAUUGAACAUAGUCUCCCUUGUCGGAGUGACACGUGCACGAUGUUGAUGUACACUGAUAAUACAUUUGAAUGACCGUUCUCUGUAAAUAUAUUAGCGUAAGGACUUCCACGCGAGUGUUAUAUUUGAAACGUUUUCUUACUGCUACCUUCAUCGUCCUUAAUUCUUGUCUAUUCUCUGAAACAAUUGUACGUUCUGUGACACGCAGCGGUGCCUUCCGUCGAAGCAGUUGGUCAGGUGAAGCGGUGUCGUGUCCCGCCAUAAGCGUCUAGUGGUCGGUACCUCGAGCGAGUCCAACAUAUCCGAGGUCGAUCUCGGUAUGAUCGGGUGCAGUACCAAUGCAGCAACGCGCACGCUCUCUAAACUGAGAGACAGCACGGCCUCCACCUCCUUGACAGAAUCCGCUGACUUGCACAAUCGCCACGGCUGAUGUUGGUUGAACAUCUGAUUGGCAGUGUGCAACAAAUCCAUCACAGCGUCCACCACGUGGUGCAAAUUGUGUUCCUCGUAAUACUGCUUAGCGGUCUCGCCUAUACCCUCCAAAAGCUUGAUGUUCUUGCGGGCCACCUCGGUCCUCAAGGUGUCCACGUAGUUCGACGGGUCGGGUAUCGCUCUGCUAGGGUUGAUAGUCUUGCCCAAACAUCGUUGCAACAGAUUCCCAAAAGUGUUGGGGAGCUCCGCGUUCAGAAUAUUCCGAAUCUUCUGUGCGUUGUAGUCUGUAGAAAUGAGGUUCGAGUAGAGAGCUGAACGAUGGCGUCUUUAAGUCAAUACGUCUCGGAUAGUAUGUACAUUUGUAUAUAAUGCGCUGUACAAUACGUGUUCUCUGGCUUACUUGCAUCCGAAUGCGGCACUGCCUGUCGCAAGAGGAAGUACCUCAGACCUUCCGUCGUGAACACUGACAUCGCGUCGAAGGGCGAAAUCACGUUCUCCUUGGACUUUGACAUUUUCCGAUCGUCGACGGUCCAGUGCCCGUGACACAGGAGUCUCUUCGGCGGCUCGAGACCCAGCGCCAUCAGAAACGCUGGCCAGUACACGCCGUGGAACUUUAGUAUGUCUUUUCCUACAAUCUACGUUCGUAGACGUUCUAUUAUCCCACCAACUUUUCAAGUAUCAAAACAGUAUUCGCUCCAGGAAUGUGAAAAUCAACAAAAUCGAUACUGUAAUUACAUUCUCUUAAUUUCUCCUCUACAACAUGAUGAAAUUCGCAUACUCGGAACGAACACUGUACCGUCUCGCACGGAAUAUUUACAUGAGUUGGCGGCCAAAAUUGUUUGAAAGAAUUGUCCGGGUAUCCUAUCGAAGUCAAAUAAUUCACCAAAGCGUCCAACCACACAUACACUGCUUGGGACUUAUUUGAAGGCGAAGGAAUGGCCCAAGGCACUCUGUCGAUAGGUCUAGAAAUACUUAAAUCUUGUAGACCUUGUUCAAUCCAACUAAGCAAACUCUUAUGGUAUAUCGCCGGUUGUACUGUAUUUUCUAAAUACAGUUUUGUAUAUUAAAACGACGAGUCUCUUCAAUAAAAACAGAUUCAGUAAUUCAA